Neoarius graeffei (lesser salmon catfish) is the source of this 1642-nucleotide messenger RNA. RefSeq names its product ras-related and estrogen-regulated growth inhibitor-like. The record is from RefSeq and is a predicted model, not a curated record. Gene Ontology annotation, molecular function: GTPase activity; GTP binding. Bases 212 to 931 code for a protein of 239 amino acids. Lineage: Eukaryota; Metazoa; Chordata; Actinopteri; Siluriformes; Ariidae. The transcript is spliced from 4 exons.
GUGUGUAGUGGUGUGUUUAGUGGGGUGUGUAGUGGGGUGUGUGUGUGUGUAAUGGUGUGUGUGUGAGAGAGAGAGAGAGAGAGAGACCCGGGAGCUGAGGCUCUGUGUCGCGCGCUGGGUUCGGGGCGGUGUGUGUGUAAUUGUCCUGCUGCUCUUCAGUUUGUUCCGGUUUCCGCUGCAGUGUUUCUGAUCCUCAACACAUUUCACUAAAAUGUCCUCGAAUGUUCUCGCUUUAUCGCGAACUUUGCGCAGAACCGGCAGCUUCCCUUCUGCCAGAACAGUCCGGAUUGUGAUCCUGGGACAAGGUGCAGUCGGAAAAACAGCUCUGGCUGUGCGCUUCAUCACCCGGAGGUUUAUCGGUGAAUAUGACCCGACCCUGGAGACCAUCUACAGACACGAGGUGGCUAUUGGGGGUGAAGCUGUGAACUUUGAGAUCCUCGAUACUGCAGGACAGGAGGAAGACGCACUGCUGAUGGAAGAGAAAAUUAAAUGGGCUGACGGCUUCCUCGUCGUUUACUCCGUCACUGACCGCUGCAGUUUCGAUGAAGUCAUGCGCUUGUGCUUCCUCGUGAAUCACAUCCACAGCAGAAGAAGUUGUCCUGAUCCUCCACCAGUCAUCAUUGUGGCGAAUAAAAAAGACCUGGAGUUUGACAGGAUGGUGUCGGUGGAGGAGGGCGAGAGUUUAUCACACGGCCUCAAACUUCCUCUGCGUGAGAUUUCAGUUCGUGACGGUUGGGAGGAAACAGCCGCUGUGUUUCAUGCGCUCUACACAGACAUAGUGCAGCAAAUGGACAAAUCGCCUCCUUCCUUCCGAAGACGUGGCGUCUCCAGACUGAUGGAGAAAAUUCCCAGAAUUCACUCCAACGCGGCUCUGGGAUCCACAGGCCGUAGUUUCAGCUUCAGUUCAUUCAGAGACCUGCUGCCCGACUGAGAAAUGGGAAGCUUGGUCCAAAAAAAAGAUGUUUUUCAUUAAUGUCUUUUCAUUGUACGUGCUGUAGGCUAAAAAAGGAACUCUGCAAACUCUGCUUUCUUGAUUUUGGACAUAAAAGGACUGAUACACUGGAGGUGUUAAACAUCAAAGUUAAAAACAUUUCAAUGAUGAAAAUGUGUUUAUUCUAUAAAACAGAUUGCAUUAAUGAUGUAACUGUUAAAGCAGGAAGGUUAAUAUGAUGGACGGCACUAAAAUAGAAGUUAUACAGUUAAUGAUUCUAUUAAACUAGAACCUACUCACCUCACAUUCACUGGACAAUAUUCAGAAACACAUCUUUUGUUAAUGACUAAUUCUGACUUUAGUGCCUUGAGGAACAUUUCUGUAUGUUCUGAGCUCUGGUGCAUGUUUCUGCUCUUUUCAGCUUUCACACUCGUAUGUAGUGAUUUGGACUGCUUGGUUUAGGUGUAUUAGGAGCUGGGAUGGAGCACAAAUUUAGACACUGCUGCCUUAGCACCUGGUUUGGGAAACACUUGUGUUUUGAGGAACAUCGUUAUCUUGGGCACCAAAAUAUAACUGCUUUUAUAAAUGAUCAGUCAUAAAAAGGCUUUGGGGAAAAGAAAAACAGCAUGACAUCCAUUAUUUCAGUCACAGAAAUGUUAAUGCCUAAAAUGUUGAGUGAGUAAAUAAAUAACUGUUGAUAGUCUUUCCAAA